This is a messenger RNA of Carica papaya (papaya), 1655 nucleotides long. Its product is annotated as ARM repeat superfamily protein. The record is from RefSeq and is a predicted model, not a curated record. Lineage: Eukaryota; Viridiplantae; Streptophyta; Magnoliopsida; Brassicales; Caricaceae. Gene Ontology annotation, molecular function: protein binding.
CACCUUAACUGUUGCUUAACGCUGCACCCACAAAUACAACAAUUCCCUCACCUUCACCUUACGUUUUCUCUCUCUCUCUCUUUCUCUCUUUCUCUCUUUCUUAAAUCUUCUCUGAUUUUUUUCUCUUUCUUCCAUCUGUCUCUCUCUCUCUUUCUUUCACUUCCAUACAACUACCCACCGUUCUUCCAUGGACGGGGCAGCAGAGAACCACACCACCUCCUCCUCCUCUUCGUCGUCGUCGUCGUCCUCCUCCUCCCCGGACACCAAUCUCGACGUUGUCGGUGUGGCGGCGGUUUCGCCGUCUUCGUCGUCGACGUCGGCGGUUCGUCAAGCUCUGUUACUCAUCCAAUCCGACGAUGGUGAUUUGAAGCUUAAAGCGGCUAAGGAAAUUCGGCGGCUCACCAAGACUUCACAGAGGUGUCGACGUCUUCUCUCUGAAGCUGUACAACCACUCGUCUCCAUGCUCCGACCGGACUCGUCUGAGUCGCAUCACGAGUCAGCUCUCCUUGCUCUCCUUAAUCUCGCCGUUAAAGACGAGAAGAACAAGAUUAGUAUUUUGAAAGCUGGUGCAUUAGAAUCAAUUAUCGGUUUCCUGCAAUCAGGAAGUUCAAACCUACAAGAGUAUGCAACUGCAGCUUUACUUACACUCUCUGCUUCUGCAGAAAACAAGCCAGUUAUUGGUGGUUCUGGUGCAAUCCCCCUUCUUGUCAAAAUCCUUAAACAUGGAAGCCCACAAGCCAAGGUAGAUGCAGUGAUGGCCCUCUCCAAUCUGUCUACUCUGUCAAGUAAUCUCAACACAAUUCUUCAAACAAACCCAAUUCCCUCCGUAGUUAAUUUACUCAAAACCUGCAAGAAGUCUUCAAAAACAGCAGAAAAGUGCAGCGCUCUACUAGAGUCCUUGAUGGAUUUUGACGAGGGUAGAACUGCACUAACAGAUCAAGAAGGUGGGAUUCUUGCUGUUGUUGAAGUGCUUGAAAAUGGCUCUCUCCAAAGUCGAGAGCACGCAGUUGGAGCACUCCUCACUAUGUGUCAGAGUGAUCGAUGUAAAUAUAGAGAACCAAUUCUUAGAGAAGGGGUAAUCCCUGGACUUCUUGAGCUGACAGUGCAGGGAACACCCAAGUCUCAGGCAAGGGCACAGACCUUAUUAAGGCUGCUUAGGGACACUCCAUAUCCAAGAUCAGAGCUUGAACCAGACACGCUAGAAAACAUCGUCUGUAAUUUAAUCUCCCACAUCGAUGGAGAUGAUCAGUCCGGUAAAGCGAAGAAAAUGCUGGCUGAGAUGGUGCAAGUUAGCAUGGAACAGAGCUUGAGACAUUUACAGCAAAGGGCUCUUGUCUGCACACCAUCUGAUCUGCCUAUUGCCAGUUGCACUUCCAAAUGAUGAUCAGCUUUUGUUUUCUUCCGUCUUCCUCCUGUGGGUUUGUAUGAUACAAUUUUCCACUGUAGAAAAAAAAAUAUAUAUAUAUAUAUAUAUACAUAUAUAAUAAGAUAUACUUAAGAAGAAAAUGCCAGUCCAGGCCUUUCUCGUGGUAUCGGGUGACUGGUGAGUACCAAAUAAAGUGGAAAUUAUAAUUUUGUACUUGGCUUGUAAAGUAAACCUUUGUAUCAAACGUUAAUUGUAUCAGUAAAAGGUUUUUAUCCUCGUAUUGUCUCCA